This is a messenger RNA of Suricata suricatta (meerkat), 2645 nucleotides long. It is a transcript of the gene POLH, whose product is annotated as DNA polymerase eta. Gene Ontology annotation, cellular component: nucleus; site of double-strand break; replication fork. Gene Ontology annotation, molecular function: damaged DNA binding; DNA-directed DNA polymerase activity. The coding region runs from base 304 to 2442 and encodes 712 amino acids. NCBI's taxonomy places the organism in Eukaryota, Metazoa, Chordata, Mammalia, Carnivora, Herpestidae. The record is from RefSeq and is a predicted model, not a curated record. Gene Ontology annotation, biological process: error-prone translesion synthesis; response to radiation. The transcript has 11 exons.
CCUCAACGGCUGUUUUGCGGCGCGCGCGCUGUACAAUCUGUGUUCCAAGCACUGGCUACUGAAAAUGCAAACCCUGGCUAGGUCCGCCCGGUAGUGCAGACGGCUACCCCCUGGCCAGGGUCGUCUGUGACCCGUAGUCCGUUUCUCCAUCAUCACCGGGAGUAAAUCUCUGCAAACCGACUGGUCCGCUUCCGGAGAGGGGGCAGAUGUCCAGGACUCCAUCUUUCUUCCAGUGGACCCCGAGCCCAAGCAUCUUCGGCAUCCGUGAUUGGCAGUUUUUCCUGGUGCUUGCCACAUUGAAAAAUGGCUGCUGGACAGGACCGGGUAGUUGCCCUCGUGGACAUGGACUGCUUUUUUGUUCAAGUGGAACAGCGGCAAAAUCCUCAUUUGAGGAAUAAACCUUGUGCAGUUGUGCAGUACAAAUCAUGGAAGGGUGGUGGAAUAAUUUCAGUGAGUUAUGAAGCUCGUGCCUUUGGGGUCACUAGGAACAUGUGGGCAGAUGAUGCUAAGAAGUUAUGUCCAGAUCUUCUACUGGCACAAGUUCUUGAGUCUCGUGGGAAAGCUAACCUUACCAAGUACCGGGAGGCAAGUGUGGAGGUGAUGGGGAUAAUGUCUCGUUUUGCCGGGAUUGAACGUGCCAGCAUUGAUGAGGCUUUUAUAGACCUGACCAGUGCCGUACAUGAGAGACUACAAAAGCUACAAGGUCAGCCUAUCUCGGCUGACUUGUUGCCAACCACAUACAUUGAAGGCUUGCCCCAAGGCCCUACAACAGCAGAAGGGACUGAUCAGAAAGAGGAAAAGCGAAAACAAGGCUUAUUUCAAUGGCUUGAUUCUCUUCAGACUGGUAACACCACCUCUCCAGAACUGCAGCUCACUGUCGGAGCAGUGAUUGUGGAAGAAAUGAGAGCAGCCAUAGAGAGGGAGACGUGCUUUCAGUGUUCAGCUGGAAUUUCACACAACAAGGUCCUGGCGAAGCUGGCCUGCGGACUAAACAAGCCAAAUCGCCAGACCCUGGUCUCCCAUGGCUCGGUCCCUGAGCUCUUCAGUCAGACGCCUAUCUGCAAAAUCCGUAAUCUUGGAGGAAAGCUAGGGGCCUCUGUCAUUGAAAUCCUGGGGGUGGAGUACAUGGGUGAACUGAUCCAGUUCACUGAAUCCCAGCUCCAGACUCAUUUUGGGAAGAAGAAUGGAUCUUGGCUAUAUGCCGUGUGUCGUGGGAUUGAACACGAUCCAGUUAAACCCAGGAAAAUACCUAAAUCUGUUGGCUGCGGCAAGAACUUCCCAGGAAAUACAGCUCUGGCUACUCAGGAACAGGUACAGUGGUGGCUUUUGCAGUUAGCCCAAGAACUGGAGGAGAGACUAACCAAGGACCGAAAUGAUAACGACAGGGUGGCCACGCAGUUGGCUGUGAGCAUUCGUGUACAAGGAGACACACGGCUCAGCAGCCUACGCCGCUGCUGUGCCCUUACGCACUAUGAUGCUCACAAGAUGAGCCGUGACGCAUUUGCUGUCAUUAGGCACUGUAACACUUCAGGAAUCCAAACUGGCUGGUCCCCUCCCCUCACAAUGCUUUACCUCUGUGCUACCAAAUUCUCUGCCUCUGCCCCUUCUUCAUCUUGCACAGACAUCACCACCUUCUUGAGCAGCGACCCAAGUGGUCUGCCAAAGGUGCCGGCUACCAGUUCAGAAGCUCAGACCCAGGGAUGUGGCCCGGCAGUGACAGCCGCUAAGAAAGCAACCACUUCUCUGGAAUCCUUCUUCCAAAAAGCUGCAGAAAAGCAGAAAGUCAAAGAAGCUUCAGUGUCAUCUCUUAGUGCCACUACCCAGGCCGCCACGAGCAAUUCACCAUCCAAGCCCUUGUUACCUUUCCAAACCAAUCAGACUACAGGAACUGAGUCCUUCUUUAAGCAGAAGAGUGUGCUUCUAAAGCAGAAAGAGAUUAAUAAUCCUUCAGAUCUCUUCCCUCCACAAAAUCCACAGUCCAGCCCUAAAAAGUUAACAAACUCUUUUCCAGCAGAGUAUCCAGAAGGCACCCCCAGCUGUCAGGCAGUACUGAAGGUAGGAGCCUCUGAAAUAACUCCUGCAGGGAUGGAUUCGGCCCAGAACGGCCCAAGCAGCCUUGCUUUAACCUCUAAGUCUGUUCCGGAGCUGGCUCUGAAGCCAAGUACUACCCUAAGUCCUGUGGCAGCUGAGGACCAGGUGCCCUGUGAGAAGUGUGGCUCUCUGGUGCCUGUAUGGGACAUGCCGGAACACGCAGACUAUCAUUUCGCAUUGGAGUUACAGAAAUCCUUUAUGCAGCCCCACUCCUCCAACUCACGGGUCCUUCCUGCCAGUUCUCCUCAAAGCAAAAGAAAUCCCAAGAGCCCAUCAGCCUCCAGUAGUAAACGCCCUAGGCUUGAGGGAAUGCAGACCUUGGAAUCAUUUUUCAAGCCUUUAGCACACUAGUGCUGCCCUCAGGUUUGCUGCGGGGUUUUAAUAUUUUACCUGGAAACUAGGAGGUAGAAAUGUGUUUACUUCUCAAGGAAACCGAUAACUUUGAUGUCAGACAAAUAAUCGUUAGAUGCUGAGUUAAGACUCCCAUCUCUUCAGGGGCGUGGAUUCUAAUUCCGUUGCUGACAGAGUAAAAACUGACUUAUCUUGCAGAGAAA